AACCCAGAACUGUACUAUAUAUACGAUCAAUGGUUUUACUGUCGAACGAUAAAUCAAUCUACAUAGUUACCUACAUUGUUUAACAUAUGGGUAGCCAUCACGUACCGCGCAUAUCCUAACAGACUUUUCCAGGGGUUAUACAGAAGUACGAAGCGUCGAUAAUCCAAAUCUGUCGGCUCGUUUUGUCUGUGCAAUAACAUUAUAAGCAUACUCAGUAACUACGCCGUAUUAAUAUCAGCAAUAGACAUAUACAUAGAAAAUGAGCAGUGACGCAUUGCUAACAUCUAUAUAUGACGUAUCCACUCCAAACUUUUUGAUAGAUCUAGAUAUUUUAAAUGAAAAUGCCAAGAAGAUGUUGACGACAGCCAGGGAAUUAGGGGUAGAAUUGCGACCUCAUGUCAAAACACAUAAAUGUCGUGAAAUAGGUACUAUCAGCACUGGAGGAACUAAAUCAAGGAUCAGUGUCUCAACAAUAAAAGAAGCUUUGUUUUUCUCUAAUGGAGGAUUCACGGAUAUUCUAUAUGCCGUACCUAUCACAGAUCACAAAAUAAAAGGCUUUCAAGAUAUAAUAAAAGAAGUACCGAGUUUAAAGUUGAUGUUUGAUAGUAUGUAUGGUCUAAAAUGUAUGAUUAAUAAUCCACGUAAUGAUGGUCAACCCUGGGCAGCCAUCUUAGAUAUAGACUGUGGCUACGGUAGAACCGGAUUAGAAUGGGAUGGAGAAGAAGUUUUAUCUGUUGCUAUGGAAGCCAAUGAAAGUAAAAAUAUAAACUUUUUGGGUUUAUAUACUCACUGUGGGAAUUCAUACGAUGCGAAAAAUGUUGAAGAGAUCCACAAAGUUGUCGAUGAGACUUGCGACAGAAUCGCCUCUGUUGCUAAACGCCUAGAAGAACACGGCAUUAAAUGUGAAACUGUUGGCAGCGGUUCUACGCCAUCUUGUAAUCAACCAACACAGAAAAUGGCGAAUCUCACUGAAAUACAUCCUGGUGGUUAUAUAUUUAAUGAUUAUGGUCACACUUUAAAUGGAGCGUGUACAAUAAGAGACAUCGCUGUCAAGGUAGCAGCAAGAGUUAUCUCCCACAAGAAGUCUAAAAAUCACCUCCUCAUUGACUGUGGUUUUCUCGCUCUCUCUUUCAAUGGUUUUGAAGAAGUUGGUAAUUAUGGAGACCUGUGUGCUUUUCAAGAUCAUCCCGAUUUAAGGUUAAAGGGCUUAACACAGGAGCUAGGGAAAGUGACUCUGAAGGAUGGCGUUUUAGAUUUUGAUAAAUAUCCAAUUGGUACAAUGUUAUUUAUUUAUCCUUUCCAUUGUUGUAAUACUGGUACAAACUUUCACCAUUACUACGUACAUUCUGGGGACAAGAUAGUUGAUGUGUGGACUCCAGUUCGAGGUUGGUGAUCGGGGACCCCUCAACAGCAACCGAAACAUUCCGUAGUUACGUGAACUGGCCUAUUUAACAUCUUCUGUCAUGGGCAGCAACCACGCAUUUACUAGAUUUAAUUCUGCACUGAAUAAAUUUUAAUUUAUCUCUC
This is a messenger RNA of Patella vulgata (common limpet), 1527 nucleotides long. Its product is annotated as D-serine dehydratase. The transcript is spliced from 9 exons. Gene Ontology annotation, molecular function: D-serine ammonia-lyase activity. Gene Ontology annotation, biological process: D-serine catabolic process. NCBI's taxonomy places the organism in Eukaryota, Metazoa, Mollusca, Gastropoda, Patellidae. The record is from RefSeq and is a predicted model, not a curated record. Bases 260 to 1393 code for a protein of 377 amino acids.